This is a messenger RNA of Pecten maximus, 3713 nucleotides long. Its product is annotated as homeobox protein Hox-A6-like. Gene Ontology annotation, cellular component: nucleus. The transcript is spliced from 2 exons. Bases 117 to 902 code for a protein of 261 amino acids. Gene Ontology annotation, biological process: anterior/posterior pattern specification; regulation of transcription by RNA polymerase II. Gene Ontology annotation, molecular function: RNA polymerase II cis-regulatory region sequence-specific DNA binding; DNA-binding transcription factor activity, RNA polymerase II-specific. Lineage: Eukaryota; Metazoa; Mollusca; Bivalvia; Pectinida; Pectinidae. The record is from RefSeq and is a predicted model, not a curated record.
GAUGUGAUUUGAUUGGCGGACUAGGAAAUGUGUUAGUUUAUCUGUUGUAAGGGUUGCAGUGUUUAGGUGCUAUAGUCAAGGAUUUUCAGGAACUAAAAUAAUUUUCGCUUCCAUAGAUGGUUUCGUCCUGUGAAAAUAUCGCUGACAAGUACCCUCAAUCACAGAAACUGGGGAUGAGUUCGUAUUUACCUAUGCGGCCCACUGCUUCCACUCGACCAGGCGAUGACAUCCAUUCGGCAUCAACAGACAAUUCAACAUAUAUGGAUCAUUUUCUAAAUAUUCCUGAAAUAUGUCCUUCAUCUACAGACUAUCGGUCUCCCCGAUAUUAUAUGGGGUCCUACCAGGCAGAAGCAUGUCGUAUGGAAGCACUUCAACAACACCGAAGUCACGACCUAAGGAUGGGUUUACAGGGGGGACGGUCAUCAUUCUACCCAAAUAUGAGUGUUCCCAGUAACUUACGCUUCAGAGACAAUUGCACUGAUGGAUUAACAACGAACGGUACAAACAACAAAGCUGAACCUCUUAGUCCCUGUUCCACUGGUACCCCAGCCAGCGCGAAUGAAGGAGAAACACCACCAUCAUUCUACCCGUGGAUGUCUAUAGUAGGGCCAAAUUCAAAUCAGAGACGGCGAGGACGACAGACGUAUACGCGGUUUCAGACCCUAGAACUGGAGAAAGAAUUCAAAUUCAACCGUUACCUCACACGACGGAGAAGAAUAGAGCUUUCUCAUAUGCUUUGUCUAACGGAGCGACAGAUAAAAAUAUGGUUUCAAAAUAGGAGAAUGAAAGAAAAGAAAGAACUACAAGCUAUUAAGGAACUUAACGAACAGAGUAAAUUAGCAGACAAAGGAACAAGAACUGUUACAACCAGUCCUCCUUCUCCAACUGAAUCAUCAAGCUGAAAGUCAGUUCGUGAAACGGAACCUACCUCCAAAGUAAAACGAUUGUACGGAGCAUAGCUCCCCAUACGCUUCUCCGACAAGAUACAAAAGAGUGUUCUCCCGCCCAAACGGUGGUUCAAGGGAAAACAUCUCGGAGAAAGCGCAUGCGCUGUACUGCCAUUUGGGUCAGAGUUGGAUUUGACUCAAUAGUACCCUGUUCAAAACGAGAAUCUUCACCAAUAACGAGAAACCUUAGCAAUUAUAUGAUGAGAUGUUGAUUUUAUUUACAUGGAAAGACUAGCGAUGACAUGACAAAUAUUGAAGUAUGGUGGAUGUAAAUGUGAAUGGAAUUUUCAGGUUGUGCAGGUUUUGGUUGAACAGCUCGGGUGAAUUGUUGGCAAAACAGAGAAAGCAUAUCAAACGAAAAUGAUAUUUGAAACAGUCAGAAAGUCAUUCUAUAUUUGGGAUGAAAUUACAUUACUAGAAUUUGUAGUUUCUUGUAAAUAAGGCUUUCAGUGGCAAGCUACAUAUUCUACCAAGAAGACCGGCUAUUUAAAUAUGCCCUGAUCAAACGAGAAAUCGACACCAGUCUAGGUUUACAUUGCCAAUUAACAGCAACGUUGGUGCAUUCUAGUUAUCGCGAUACUGUACUUUAGCUCAUUAAUAUCAUUUAGUGGUAUGCAAAUCUAUAGAAUGGUCAUUAUGACAUCCAUUAUAAUUCAUAGAACCAAAUUCAUAUAAUACCGUGGGCAAGUCUACGAUAUACUUUGAAAUCCAUAUAAAUGUUAUAUUCGUUGAAUCCAUUCAGUUACUCGUAUUAUCUGUCCGUUGGAUACAAUCUAAACUUAUUUGUUUCUUAUAAUUAUAUUGACCUGUUUCAAUUGUCCUCUUUAUAACUUAUUUCCAUAAUGUAUUUUCUACCAAAGAGUGUUCGAUCUAAAUUAAAGGUUUUCUUCAAUCUUAAUUAUUGUUCAGACGAGGACUAUCAGGGAUGGCAAAUAUAUCUUUUUCCCUAAAUACACUUUUUUAUUAUAAUGUCAAAAUUCGUUUCAAUAUGUUGCUUUUGUGUUGAGUAAAACAGUUAUGUAUCUAUGGUGUCACCCAUUCCUAUUUUCCCACAAUUUUAUCAUAUAUGACUGACUGCUAAUCAUUUCGAACCGUAAUACAUUAUGUGAUGCCAACUUUCAAAAUAGUACGUAUAUCAUCCGCUUCUUCAGGAAUACAUGCAAUGAGCUGACUUCAUAUGAAUGGUAUUUGUUAAUAAAUAAUCUGUCAAUACACUGCCAAAGCCAGUAUAUUACACUACUGUAAAAAUAUAAUUACGUCUCGAUGACCAUUUGGGCUUUUACAACUACGGUAAUCCUGUCUUGACCUACUAUUACAACUGCCAAAGUUACGUUCAAGAAGAAUCUUUACAUUUUUUUUCUGUUAGCUUAUUGCCAAAUUUGGUGUUCCUUAAAUUUGUAUGUCCAGUAUCAUGAUAUCCUAAAUAUGCCAUUUAAAAAAAAUAAGAAUAUGUGAUCCUAUGCAGUUUUUGUUCCACAUCGUUGUAACUGUGACAAAAUAGAUAAAAAUACUGCUUUGAUGAAAGUAUACAUAUCACAAUUACAUUGCAAUGGUGUUAGCAACCUGUUGAGUUUCCAUACCCAGAGUAAAAUGUCAUCUAUAAAUACAUAUAUAAACAAAACAUAUUUAGCUUUUCACAAUAUAAUCAAAUAUUUUAUGGAGUGAAUAACACGAUAUUGAUUAUUUAAGAACCAGAAUGAACUAUAUAUAUAUUUAUAUAUAGCAUGAAAAUGUCAAAGCAAUUCAGUUUCCAAAAUUUAGGACAGAACUAAUAUAUUCACCUGUUUAUGAUCACAUAUAAACAUUUGCAUAGGACGAUGUAAUGCGUGCUAAUAUCUAAUACUUUUGAUUUUUCUUAUAAGUACAAUAUACACUGGAUGUAUUACAAAGAUCAAGAUCAAGAGAACAAAUGUUUUAGAGGUUUUGCUGGCAUUUCUUCCCAAAGUCGUCAUUUUUAUGUAUUAUAAUUGCCAUUAUUAUUCCCUCAUUGCAUUCUCUAUACAGCUCUGAAGGAUUUAUCUAAAUUAUUUUGGGGUCCCUUUUAACAUACUAAAGAUAAUCAUUCGUAGAUCAUUCCCAUUUAAUAUAAGAUAUAAGAAUGAAUAGUGUAUAUAAAUUCGUCAAUUAAAUAAGAUACAUUCAGUCUCCAUAUAAGCUUCCUACGUUCUAUUUGCCUACACAUCUGAAUAUAUAUAUGGCAAAAUUGUGGGAUCAUCAUGUCAUUGUUCAUUGUCUAUGUUUUGUUUAAUGUCGCCGUGUUAUAUGAAACUAUACAUGCAUAAAUGUACUAUACAUGUAGGUCCAUGUUUAAACGAGAAAUCUUCUAUUUGAAUUUUCAUUGGAAUAUUAUUUGUUAAAAUAUUUAUAUUACGAUUCAAUGGGUAAACUUGUAUGUAGCGCCCAGUUGGCCAAACCUUACAACGCCUUUUUAUAUUAUUUUCUAUCAACUCCUUAUUUUGAAUUUGUAUGCCAAAUACUGAAAUGCGAAUGUUGCAUUUGGUUUAAAAUCAACAUAUGAGAGACAAAAGAUAUAUUUUCAUAGGACGUGUAACGUAGUCUAGAUUAAAAGGUGAUCUCUCAAGGUGUUGUCUACUUAAUUGUUGUCCAGCUGGGCGCUUACAUUUCUUUAUUGUAGUCCUGUAAGGGGUAAAUAUAUUUCUUUUUAUAUUUGUCAUAUUGGAUGUAUGUGUGUAUGUCGAUCAAACUUUACAAGCAUAAAACUGAAAACGAGAAAAAUUGCAAUAAAUUCAAAUUUUGUUGAGUUAU